Molecule: messenger RNA, 949 nt
Organism: Penaeus monodon (black tiger shrimp)
Lineage: Eukaryota; Metazoa; Arthropoda; Malacostraca; Decapoda; Penaeidae
Product: probable G-protein coupled receptor CG31760
Exons: 7
Coding region: 35-949 (304 amino acids)
Source: RefSeq, a predicted model, not a curated record
CCGCCGGGCGGAGGGCUCAGCAGGACUACAGGAGAUGGAUAGCGCUGACAUCAAGGAUAGCGUCCUGGAGGAAGUGACAGAAAUGACGUCAGGGUAUCACGGCGCGACCUGUAUGCAGAAGCACUAUCACCGGUUCGUUCGAGCUCCACUGCGGGUGUCUCGGUUCGACUCCUCGCGCCAGAAGGCAGAUCUGAUCGCCAGGCUGCUGAGGGAUCUGAACAAGCCUGACGAUACGAGGCUGCUGGAAAUGACGGUCAGGAACAUGUUACUGUCUGAGCCGCACAUAGAAGCCGCGCGGGUACUGGUGAGGGAUACCACGACUGGGUCUUUGAUACGUCUCACGAGUACCCACCGCUCACACCCACAUUACCCGCCCACUGAAGACCCACCGAAGGUGAACACCACGACGGAGGUAACCGGUGUCGAAUACCUUCCUUGGUAUGAAGACGUCUACAACCAAACAUGGAACUCAACCAAAUUCCAGAAGAACCUGAGCAACCCGGUGUUCAUAGGGUGGUGGACCUACCCAUACUACCACUGCGACACCAAGCGCUGGCUCCUGAGUUACACUGUGCCCCUGAUCACUGACCUGAUCUCUGGCGGAAACACCAACGUUAACACUGCGCCGAAAAUCAGUGACUUCGGGAUGCUCAGCCUGGAUGUGGACGUGACCUCGCUUGACAUCAACCAGUGCGACCCUUCCUACGACGCCAACGGACAGCUAGUUGACCCGCCCGAGUCUCAGCUUUCCUACUUCCUCGGGACCCAUAAGUGUGACAAUGAGUCGGCGAAGGUGAGUUACAUGCUCACGGCACUUAGUGCACACCACUUCAUAUUUCGUAAUGCGGGGGAAAAAUUGCUGGCCAUGGCAUAUCCAUUUCACGAAGCACCAAGAAGCCGCUUGAAGACCCCAGGACGAGUUCAGGCAAAUGGGAAAAUGCGGUACUGA